GAGUAAAACAGCAUCGUUAAAAUAUAGAGUAAAAAUGUUUUUAAAGCCUAGUUUUUUUGUGAUAUUGAUUUUUCUUACAUCAGGAGUAUGGGCUUCCCUUCCUGAGUAUAAAGUGACAGACCAAGUCUACAUGGAAUUCAAAAGGGGCGAUGAAGACCUUGGACGCGUAAUUUUCGGUUUAUUUGGUGAAUUGGCCCCGAAAACCGUAGAAAACUUCAAAGUCAUCGCUAGUGAAGGUAUUGAAGGCAAAACCUAUGCGAACACGAAAAUUCUGAGGGCUGUCAAACGUUUCAUGAUCUUGGGAGGUGAUAUAUUAAAUAAUGACGGUACAGGCUCUAUAAGUAUCUACGGUGAACAUUUCAAUGAUGAAACAUUCACUAUAAACCACACUUCCGCAGGAUUAUUAGGUAUGGCUAACUCAGGCCCCAACACAAACGGUUGCCAAUUUUAUGUAACCACUAUGGCAACCCCAUGGUUAGACGGAAAACACGUUAUUUUUGGAAAAGUGUUAUUUGGACAUAGAGUAGUCCACAAGAUAGAACACAUGAGAACCGACGUCCAAGAUCGCCUUAAGAAAACAGUAACAAUCUCAAAAUGCGAUAUUUAUAAAAUAAACACGAAUAUGUACGAUACCGCAGAAAAUUACGAAUUGUCCUUCUGGGCCUGGAUUAAAGCUGGAUGGCUCCCACUUAGCUGGUCUUUCGCUAUUUUAGCCUUUUUCCAUUAUAUCAUACUCCAACUGGAUAAAUACGAGAAAAAAAUACAGUAAACCUAACAAAUUAUAUUGUUUCAUAGCGCAUAGACAACGUAAGAAAUAAA
Brassicogethes aeneus is the source of this 819-nucleotide messenger RNA. NCBI's taxonomy places the organism in Eukaryota, Metazoa, Arthropoda, Insecta, Coleoptera, Nitidulidae. The record is from the annotation of a GenBank genome assembly.